AUGACAACCUCAGACUCCCCGAAGUCAGUGCUGAUCGUAGGUGGGGGAACCUUCGGCACCUCAACGGCCUACCAUCUCUCCUUGAAGUCAGAGGCGUACAAGAAUAUUACAGUUCUUGAUCGAUUCCCAGUUCCUAGCCUAGAGGCAGCCGGAAAUGACAUCAACAAAGUUAUCCGUAACGAUUACGCCGACCAGCUGUACGCCAGGCUCACAACUGAGGCUAUGGAGCUGUGGGCGGAUCCGCAGAGUAUCUACAAAGGCCUGUACCACCGGACCGGUUGGCUUCUUGGCGCAGCGGCGAAAUCCCAGGAUUUUGUACGCCAGUCAGCAGAAACAGCUCGCAAGUUAGGCCUUGUCAUCGCGCAACCCAUCACCCCAGCGGAGAUCCGAAAGCGAUGGCCGCUCAUCAAGGGACAGAUGGAUGGAUGGAGUACAGUAUGGAAUCAAUCAGCAGGUUGGGCUAAUGCGCAAGGUGCUUUAACACAGUUGGCACAGGCUGCGCAGGAGCAUGGCGUCCGGUAUAUCGACGGAGCUCAAGGACAUGUCAUUCAGCUCCUGUACGAUGAGCAUGGGAACUGCACCGGUGCCAAGGCCGCUGAUGGAAGUGCGUAUUUCGCAGACAUCGUAAUACUGGCCGCCGGAGCCGCAGCUGCAACUCUGUUGGACCUGAAGGGACAACUGGUAGCCAAGGGACACACCGUCGGCCAUAUCAAGUGCACGCCAGCGGAGGUGAAGAAGUACCAGGAAAUGCCAAUCGUUGCUCACUUGGAAGGCGGACUUAUAUUUCCCCCGCAAGAAGAUGGCAUUAUCAAACUCGGCGCGAUGGAUUUCGUAACGAAUUUCGAAGGUAGCAACGUGUCACUCCCGCGAUACAGAUCAGACAACAAGGGAGAUGGGGUGCCAAAGCCCAUUGAAGACAAGAUGAGACGGUGGCUUUCUGAAUGCUUCCCUGAGCUGGCAGAUCGUGAGUGGUUCGAGACGCGGCUAUGCUGGGACGCUGACACACCUGACCUGCAUUUCUUGAUCGACAGGCAUCCAAACCAUCCUGGGCUUCAUUUGGCGAUAGGAGGCUCUGCACAUGGUUUCAAAAUGAUGCCAGUCAUUGGCAAGUAUGUUGUCGAUUCACUAGAGGGCUCGCUGGAGGAAGAGGCCUGGAAUAAGUGGCGAUGGCGACCUGGCGCUAGAUUGCAGCACGCUAACCCGCAUCCCGGACCGCUGCUCGAACUAAGUGACAUUGCAGGCUUUCGAAAGCCAUCAGCCAAGCUCUGA
Molecule: messenger RNA, 1269 nt
Organism: Didymosphaeria variabile
Lineage: Eukaryota; Fungi; Ascomycota; Dothideomycetes; Pleosporales; Didymosphaeriaceae
Exons: 2
Coding region: 1-1269 (422 amino acids)
Molecular function (GO): flavin adenine dinucleotide binding; sarcosine oxidase activity; saccharopine oxidase activity
Source: RefSeq, a predicted model, not a curated record